Molecule: messenger RNA, 768 nt
Organism: Limulus polyphemus (Atlantic horseshoe crab)
Lineage: Eukaryota; Metazoa; Arthropoda; Merostomata; Xiphosura; Limulidae
Product: circumsporozoite protein-like
Exons: 2
Coding region: 1-768 (255 amino acids)
Source: RefSeq, a predicted model, not a curated record
AUGGAAAUAUUACAGGUUAAUGGUAAUCUCGAUGUAAUGGAAAUAUUACAGGUUAAUGGUAAUCCCGAUGUAAUGGAAAUAUUACAGGUUAAUGGUAAUCCCGAUGUAAUGGAAAUACUAGAGAUUAAUGGUAAUCCCGAGGUAAUGGAAGUAUUACAGAUUAAAGGUAAUCCCGAGGUAAUGGAAAUAUUACAGAUUAAUGGUAAUCCCGAGGUAAUGGAAAUAUUACAGAUUAAUGGUAAUCCCGAGGUAAUGGAAGUAUUACAGAUUAAAGGUAAUCCCGAGGUAAUGGAAACAUUACAGAUUAAUGGCAAUCCCGAGGUAAUGGAAAUAUUACAGGUUAAUGGUAAUCCCGAGGUAACGGAAAUACUGGAGAUUAAUGGUAAUCCCGAGGUAAUGGAAAUAUUACAGGUUAAUGGUAAUCCCGAGGUAAUGGAAGUAUUACAGAUUAAAGGUAAUCCCGAGGUAAUGGAAAUAUUACAGAUUAAAGGUAAUCCCGAGGUAAUGGAAACAUUACAGAUUAAUGGUAAUCCCGAUGUAAUGGAAAUAUUACAGAUUAAUGGUAAUCCCGAUGUAAUGGAAAUACUAGAGAUUAAUGGUAAUCCCGAUGUAAUGGAAAUACUAGAGAUUAAUGGUAAUCCCGAUGUAAUGGAAAUACUAGAGAUUAAUGGUAAUCCCGAGGUAAUUUCAAAUAAACAGCGUUCAUUCAGUACAUGGCCUAGGUGUGGAAUCGAUCUCGGACAACCUAUUGGUUAUUGGCGGAAGUGA